AUGCUCUCCACUCUGCGUGUGGCCAGCCGGUCGGCUGUCGCCCGCGAUGCGAACAUGCGCACCGUCGUCAUUGGUGCCAGACACGCCUCGGCCUGGUCCAACGUGCCUCAGGGUCCUCCUGAUGCCAUUCUCGGUAUCACCGAGGCUUUCAAGGCCGACUCCUUCAAGGAGAAGAUCAACCUGGGUGUCGGCGCUUACCGUGACGACAAGGGCAAGCCUUACGUCCUGCCUUCCGUCCGCGAGGCUGAGGACAAGGUCGUUGCUUCCCGCUUCGACAAGGAAUACGCCGGCAUCACCGGUGUCCCUGCCUUCACCAAGGCCGCUGCUGAGCUGGCCUACGGCGCCGACUCCUCCGCUCUGACCGAGGACCGCCUCGUCAUCACCCAGACCAUCUCUGGCACCGGUGCCCUGCGUAUCGGCGGUGCUUUCCUCCAGCGCUUCUACCCCCACGCGAAGAAGGUCUACCUUCCCAACCCUAGCUGGGCCAACCACAAUGCCGUCUUUAAGGACGCCGGCCUCGAGGUCGAGAAGUACCGCUACUACAACAAGGACACCAUUGGCCUGGACUUCGAGGGCCUGAUCGCCGAUAUCAAGGCCGCCCCCAACAACAGCAUCAUCCUGCUGCACGCUUGCGCUCACAACCCUACCGGUGUGGAUCCUACUCAGGAGCAGUGGCGCCAGAUCAGCGAUGUCAUGAAGGAGAAGGGCCACUUCGCCUUCUUCGACAUGGCCUACCAGGGCUUCGCCAGCGGCAACGCUGACCAGGAUGCCUUCGCUCCCCGCCACUUCGUCAAAGAGGGCCACAACAUUGCUCUUUGCCAGAGCUUCGCCAAGAACAUGGGUCUCUACGGCGAGCGUGUCGGUGCCUUCUCCCUUGUCUGCGAGAACACCGAGGAGAAGAAGCGCGUCGAGUCGCAGAUCAAGAUUCUGAUCCGCCCCUUCUACUCCAACCCACCCAUCCACGGUGCCCGCGUCGCCUCCACCAUCAUGAACGACCCUAAGCUGAACCAGCAGUGGCUCGGCGAGGUCAAGGGUAUGGCUGACCGCAUCAUUGAGAUGCGCUCCCUGCUCCGCAAGAACCUCGAGCAGCUCGGCAGCAAGCACGACUGGUCCCACAUCACCAGCCAGAUUGGCAUGUUCGCCUACACUGGCCUGACGCCUGAGCAGAUGGAUGUUCUUGCCAAGGAGCACUCCGUCUACGCUACCAAGGACGGCCGUAUCUCCGUGGCUGGUAUUACCUCCGGCAACGUCAAGCGUCUGGCCGAGUCCAUCUUCAAGAUCACUGGUUAA
Molecule: messenger RNA, 1290 nt
Organism: Penicillium canariense
Lineage: Eukaryota; Fungi; Ascomycota; Eurotiomycetes; Eurotiales; Aspergillaceae
Product: aspartate aminotransferase
Exons: 5
Coding region: 1-1290 (429 amino acids)
Biological process (GO): biosynthetic process; L-aspartate catabolic process
Cellular component (GO): mitochondrion
Molecular function (GO): pyridoxal phosphate binding; L-aspartate:2-oxoglutarate transaminase activity
Source: RefSeq, a predicted model, not a curated record